Messenger RNA from Phytophthora nicotianae INRA-310, 198 nucleotides. RefSeq lists its product as hypothetical. Lineage: Eukaryota; Oomycota; Peronosporomycetes; Peronosporales; Peronosporaceae. Bases 1 to 198 code for a protein of 65 amino acids. The transcript has a single exon. The record is from RefSeq and is a predicted model, not a curated record.
AUGAUGGCACUGCCCACCAUCAAGUGCACGAAGAAGAAUCUCAAACGAUACAAGCGCGUACGUGUCGAAUAUGGCCACAAGCAAGACAUUAUCAACUACAUACAAGGCGUCUACACGCCUAAUAAGGCGUUGGACUACUUCUACGGCACUUUAACUGAUAAGGAGCGCCGGUCAAAGCAGCAACUUAUCAGCAAAUAG